AUGACAACGAUUGUGUCCGCAGCAAGCAACGUAACACUGUACACUGAACCGCAACGGAAGCAGGAGAAAUCGAGGGAAAAGGAGAAAGGGUUUGUAAAUGCUCAUUCCGUGGAAACGGAUCGUGAACACAACGCAGAGGAAGCUGGAGAGUUUGCAGCCCACCAACCAAAACCGUGUCUUAUGUGUAAAAAGAACGGACAUAAAGUGAGAGAUUGUUACAGUUUCCAAAAUUUGGCGCUAGAGAACCGAUGGAAGACUGCCCAACAGUUGAACCUUUGUCGUCGUUGCCUGAUUCCUCAUGGUAAAUGGCCGUGUAAGGCAACUGUGUGCGGUGUAGACAACUGUGAAGCACGUCACCAUAAGCUAUUGCAUCCUGGGAAUCCUCAGCCAUACACUAAUGAACCAACGUCGUCAACGAGAGCGCAGUCAACUUCAACCCCUUCAGCAACAGUGAAUGUUCAUCGACAGCCUCAAAGCCAGGUGCUUUUUCGGAUAAUCCCCGUCUCCCUUUAUGGAAAAAAGGCGACGGUUAACACGUUGGCGUUUCUCGAUGAUGGGUCAUCGUACACGUUAAUUGAAAAGAAUUUGGCUAGCGAACUAGGCGUUGAAGGUGAAGCGGAACCUUUGUGUUUGCAGUGGACCAGCAAUAUCAAACGAACUGAAAAUGAUUCACAAAACGUUCAGUUUGAAAUCUCAGCGGCUGGGAAAAAUCGCAGACAUUUGUUGCAGUAUGUGCGAACGGUGGAAAGUUUGGAUCUCCCCGUGCAGUCUUUGGAGUAUGAUGAUCUCUCACGGAAGUUCGACUACCUAAAAGGUCUUCCUGUCGACAGCUACUCAACAGCUGCACCUCGUAUCCUUAUAGGCGUUGAUAAUGCUAAGCUAUUGCUGACAUUGAAAAAACGAGAAGGUAAAUACUGUGAGCCGGUUGCAGCAAAGACAAGGCUUGGGUGGACUAUUUACGGUAAAGCAGGACUUCCUGGCUCGCCGAAUCAUCAUCUUCUACACAUAGGUAGCCGUUCAUCCGAUCAACAACUACAUGAUACCGUGAAGGAUUUUUUCUCCACCGAAAGUGUUGGUGUAGCUCUUAUACCACAGAUUGAAGCGGAGGAGGAUCGAAGAUCGCGGGAGAUUCUGGAGAAGACAACCAUCCGUACAGUGUCUGGCCGGUUCCAAACUGGUUUGUUGUGGAAGUUUGACUACGUUGAAUUUCCAGAUAAUCGAUUCAUGGCGGUGAAGCGGCUUUUGUGCCUGGAAAGGAGUUUGUUCAAGAAACCAGAAUUAUAUGCGAAUGUCAAACAACAGAUAAUCGACUACCAAGUAAAAGGAUACGCUCACAGGCUAACGGAAGAAGAAUCAAGCGAUAGUGAUCCUAGAAAAGUCUGGUACCUACCAUUAGGAGUAGUUCAGAAUCCGAACAAACCAGGGAAAGUUCGGGUCGUGUGGGAUGCUGCCGCAAAAACCAAUGGUGUGUCAUUAAACUCAAUGCUACUCAAGGGUCCAGAUUUGCUUACAUCGUUGCCAUCCGUAUUAUUCCGAUUCCGGCAGAAAGAAGUUGCUAUCACAGGUGAUAUAAAAGAAAUGUUUCAUCAGAUUGUAAUUCGACCAGAAGACCGACAAGCUCAGCGCUUUCUUUGGCGGGAUAGUCCUGAUGAUCCGAUAAAGGAAUAUGUUAUGGACGUUGCAACGUUUGGGUCAACAUGUUCACCAUGCUCUGCCCAAUACGUGAAAAACAAGAAUGCUGAGGAAUGGAACCAAGUAUAUCCUGAUGCGGCGGAGGCUAUUAUAAAUAACACAUAUGUAGAUGACUACGCAAGCAGUUCAGACACGGUGGAAGAAACGGUUCGUUGUGCACUAGAAGUUAAGAAGAUCCAUGCAAGCGCAGGCUUCGAAAUUCGUAAUUGGCUCUCGAAUUCCAAACAAGUUCUUCAACGGGUCGGGGGAUGUAGUUCCCAAGUUACAAAAAGCUUUAUUGCAGAAAAGUCCACCGAUUCAGAACGAGUUCUUGGUAUGACUUGGCUUCCAGAAAGCGAUAAUCUUUCCUUUACAUUGAAGUUACGAGACGAUGUUCUUCAAUUGCUGUCGGAACAUUCAAUCCUGACAAAACGCCAAGUUUUGAGAGUCGUGAUGAGCGUAUUUGAUCCCCUUGGGCUGGUGGCAGCAUUCGUUGUACAUGGCAAGUGCUUGAUCCAGGACAUUUGGAGAUCUAACAUAGACUGGGACGAACGAAUCCCGGAUAAACUGGUCAUUCAGUGGCGGCGCUGGGUAGAGGUCCUAGAAAGCCUCAAUCGAGUGAAGAUUCCACGCUGCUAUUUUCCUGGUUAUGAUCGUCGUAGCUACAAAACCUUAGAACUUCACGUAUUUGUAGAUGCAAGUGAGGCAGCAUACGCUUGUGCAGCUUAUUUCCGUAUUAUCGAUCGCACACGGGUGCGCUGUUCCUUAGUCUCUGCUAAAACGAAGGUAGCCCCUUUGAAACCAAUGUCCGUUCCUCGAUUGGAGUUGCAAGCUGCAGUUAUCGGAGUUCGCCUGAUGAAAUCGAUUCAGGAGAACCACACUCUGCCGUUUGUCCGGCGUGUGUUCUGGAGCGAUUCAAAAACAGUUCAAUCGUGGCUUCACUCAGACCAGCGGAAGUACCAGCAGUUCGUGGCCUACCGAGUUAGCGAAAUAUUGAACGAGACGAAGCCGGAUGAAUGGAGGUGGGUUCCAACGCGACUCAAUGUGGCGGAUGAAGCCACGAAGUGGGGUAAAGGCCCAAGUUUUCAAGCCGAUAGUCGAUGGUUCAUAGGUCCUGAAUUCCUCUAUGAAGCUGAAUCUGGUUGGCCGAAACAGGAGUUUUGUCCACCGGACACUUUGGAAGAAAUGCGAUCUGUGCACGCUCACCAUCGGGCGAAUGCGGAGUAUCUUAUCGAUUAUCAGCGAUUCUCGAAAUUUCAACGACUUCUUCGGACGAUAGCCUACAUUCUUCGCUUCAUUAAUCGUUGUCGCAAAAAAUCUUCUCUCGAAAUAACCAGUGCUGACAUACUCUCUAGAGAAGAAUUUGUGAAAGCUGAAGUCGUGUUAUGGAAGUUGGUACAGUCUGAACAGUACCCUGAGGAGAUUGCGAUAAUUCGCAAAAACAAGCAAUGCCCACCGGAAGAUGCCAAACGUUUGGCAAGAAGUAGCUCCUUGCGUAAGCUUACAUCCUUCCUAAACGACAUUAUGUCACCGAGUUGCUUAUUGAACACUACCAUCAACGGUACGCCCAUGGCUAUGGAGAAACGGUGGCUAAUGAACUACGUCAAAGUUACCACAUUCCCAACUUAA
Messenger RNA from Armigeres subalbatus, 3300 nucleotides. RefSeq lists its product as uncharacterized. The transcript is spliced from 2 exons. NCBI's taxonomy places the organism in Eukaryota, Metazoa, Arthropoda, Insecta, Diptera, Culicidae. The record is from RefSeq and is a predicted model, not a curated record. Bases 1 to 3300 code for a protein of 1099 amino acids.